Messenger RNA from Gopherus flavomarginatus (Mexican gopher tortoise), 1374 nucleotides. Its product is annotated as protocadherin gamma-B7-like. Gene Ontology annotation, molecular function: calcium ion binding. NCBI's taxonomy places the organism in Eukaryota, Metazoa, Chordata, Testudines, Testudinidae. The record is from RefSeq and is a predicted model, not a curated record. Gene Ontology annotation, cellular component: plasma membrane. The annotation marks the transcript as partial. Gene Ontology annotation, biological process: homophilic cell-cell adhesion. The transcript is spliced from 2 exons.
AUGGCGAAAGGUUCCCUUGUGGGGAAUCUCGCCAAGGAUUUGGGGCUGAGUGUGAGAGAACUGCCCAACCGGAAGCUCCGUGUUGUCUCUGCAGCUAAAAAGCAAUACUUCAGCGGAAUGGGGAAAGUGAGUUAUCAGCUGAGCCCCAAUCAGUAUUUUAUCCUGGAAGUCAAAGAGAGCCAGGAUGGAAAUAAGUAUGCAGAUUUAGUGCUGCAAAAAUCACUGGACCGAGAAACCCAGCGCAGCCUUCGCUUGAUCCUCACGGCUGUGGAUGGGGGAGAGCCGCGGAGAACUGGGACCGCCCAGAUAUGGAUUAAUGUCACCGACGCCAAUGACAACCCCCCCGUCUUCACUCAGGAGCUCUACAAAGUCAGCCUGAGGGAAAAUGCACCGACGGGCUCCUUAGUGCUUCAGGUUAAAGCCACCGACAACGAUGAAGGCUCAAAUGCUCAGAUCUGCUACAUUAUUAGCAAGGUAUCAGAAAAGACCCUUCAGAAAUUCAGCCUGGACUCAGAAAAUGGAAAAAUCACAGUAAAGGAGCCUUUGGACUUUGAGGAGACACGUGACUACACCAUGGCAGUAGAAGCAAAGGAUGGAGGCGGACUAGUGACACACUGCAAAGUGGAAAUAGAAGUUAUUGAUGAAAACGACAAUGCCCCCGAAGUGACAUUCACAUCCGUGUCCAGUCCAGUUCCAGAAGAUUCAGUACCUGGGACAGUGAUAGCUCUGAUUAGUGUUAAUGAUCUAGAUUUUGGAGAUAAUGGAAAGGUCGCAUGCCAUUUAAUGGAUGAUUUUCCGUUCACUAUAAGGUCGUCUUCUAAUAAUUACUACAAGCUCCUCACAGACAGCCACUUGGACAGAGAAAAGACCCCGGAGUACAAUAUCACAAUCACAGCCACAGACAAAGGCUCUCCCACCCUCUCCACCCAGAAAACCAUCCUAUUGCAGAUCUCGGACAUCAAUGACAACUCCCCUGUCUUUGAGAAACCUUCCUACACCGCCUAUGUGCCAGAGAACAAUCCCUCGGGGGCCUCUAUUUUCAGUGUAGAAGCCUCAGACCGGGAUCUGGACCGGAACGCCCGAGUCACUUACUCCAUCCGGAGCAGCAACCUCCAGGAGGUGCCUCUCUCCUCCUACAUCUCCAUUAACUCCCAGACCGGAGCUAUCUAUGCCCAGCGCUCCUUCGACUACGAGCAAUUCCGGGAGUUUGAAGUGCAAGUGCAGGCCCAAGACGGCAGGUCCCCGCCUCUCAGCAGCAAUGUCACUGUCAGGGUGUUUAUUCUGGAUCAGAAUGAUAACGCCCCUCGCAUCCUGUACCCUUCUCUGGGAGCCGAUGGCUCCGCCUUGUUCGAGAUGGCCCCUCGCUCGGCUGAG